Molecule: messenger RNA, 630 nt
Organism: Suillus discolor
Lineage: Eukaryota; Fungi; Basidiomycota; Agaricomycetes; Boletales; Suillaceae
Exons: 5
Coding region: 1-630 (209 amino acids)
Source: RefSeq, a predicted model, not a curated record
AUGACAUACCAAGUGACAGGACAGUUCUCCCAAUCAACUCGCAACAGUUGCCAGUGGCAGCUGGGUCACAACAGAAAUGAGAACAUGAGGAAGAGUGCAAUGACCUAUCAGGAGAAAGAGACAGUACAAAGAAGAUACGGAAAGAGAAUGGCAAACGAGGACACCAAACUUUUGCUCGAGACCCUUCUUGGAGGUGAUAGCGAGUUCUAUGAAGGCCUUGCAGAUCUCCAAAAGGAUAUUCAAAGGAAGAUGCAGUGCAGAGUCAGCAACAGUGGUGGUGAUCCUGAUGUUGAGAUGCUGGAUGAGAAAUUUGAAAAUGCACAAAUUUUGGGGAAGGAUGUUAAGAAUCUAUCAGGUGCUAUGUUGAAGAAAUGGUAUGAAGGGGGAUGGUAUGAGCUGUUCAAUAGCCAACUUGGUGAACAUCCAGGACUUGUGUGGGAGGAGGAAUUCCAUUCUGGAAUAAUAUCUGACACACUGAUUAUCAGCAGCGACGAGAGUGACACCAGUGAUGAGGAACACAAAGUCAAGCUGAAGAAGGCUUGCGGCAAAGCUCUGCAGAGAUCAACUUCAUCAGCUGCUGAAACAAAGGCCCAAAUCAGUAUCAAAAGGGGUGCCUGCACCACGACAUAA